Molecule: messenger RNA, 1008 nt
Organism: Wickerhamiella sorbophila
Lineage: Eukaryota; Fungi; Ascomycota; Dipodascomycetes; Dipodascales; Trichomonascaceae
Product: SNF1 protein kinase subunit beta-3
Exons: 1
Coding region: 1-1008 (335 amino acids)
Biological process (GO): signal transduction
Cellular component (GO): nucleotide-activated protein kinase complex; nucleus; cytoplasm
Molecular function (GO): protein kinase binding
Source: RefSeq, a predicted model, not a curated record
AUGGGCAACUCGUCGUCACAAGACACGAUGCUACACGAGGGCGAAGGAGGAGAAUACAAUGCUCCCGAAUCACCUGCGCCAAUAAACAUAGAGGGUUCGAACCCGCCAGGGAUAUCCCCGCCUGUGUCGCCGCGGGUACAGCCGUUCCUUGAGGGGGAGGACCCAGACCACAGGGGCAUGCCUGCAGACGCCAAUAGUUCGGGUUUGCCAGUUCUGAAGCCUCUCACAAGCGAAGAGGGCAGCUCACCGCGACCACGCGCCCGUCGCCGAUCCACGCUGAUGCUUGAGGGCGAAGACGAGGACAUUAAUAUGCGUGACGCCGCUGCAGAUCCGGAUGGUCCCAUGUCUAGAGCGGCGUCAGGCGACCAGCUGGAACUGGAGCGCAUGCCUGCACAGAACACUGGUUCCGAGGGACUGGUUGAGACUGUCAUUGAGUGGAAGCAAGGCGGAAAUGAUGUCUACGUCACAGGCUCGUUCACGGGCUGGAGACAAAUGAUUCCUCUCCACCAAAACGAGCCUGGCAAGUUCACGGUUGUUCUGAAACUCGCCCCGGGCACCCACCGCUUGCGGUUCGUUGUUGAUGGCGAGCUCAGAACGUCAGACUAUAUGUACACAGCUACGGACUCUAUGGGCAACCUACUAAAUUAUAUGGAGGUUCAGCCCCGUAACGGGCUUGAAUAUUGGGCAGUCGAAGAAGAGGAGGAGGUGCCGGAGGAGGAACUGGAGUAUGUGCAGGUAAUCCCCGAAAUUUUUGCCAAUAUUGAAGCUCUGGACAGACUCUCCAGCCAAGAUUUCACCACGCCGCCGCAACUGCCACCCCAUCUCGAUGGUGUAAUUUUGAAUGCAAAUUGGAACGAAAAAGAUAAUAAUUCCGUCUUACCUAUCCCCAACCAUGUCAUUCUGAACCAUCUUGCUACAACCUCAAUCCGCCAUAAUGUUCUGGCAGUGGCCUCCGUUUCCCGUUAUUCCUCCAAGUACGUCACGCAAAUACUAUAUACGCCAUUAUAG